CUGUGUGUGACAGCAGCAAUGAAAGGGGUUCUCUACGCUUCCUCUAUGUAGGCGGGACUAUAAACCCUAACCGCCAAUCCUGCCGCCCAUACCGCAUGCCCCUCCUACUACUUUGUUCCUGGUUAUGAUUGGCUGUGUUGCCGGGAAAUGUAGUUCUUUCCCGUAUGACCGCUACUGCUGAUGGACCUGCACGAACUACACUUCCCGGCAUUCCCCGCGCGCCGAGCAGUGGCCGAGCCGCAUUCAUUACUCUUCCUGAGUUGGGCGGCAGGUUUAAGUUGCCAUAGCUGCAGCAUUAGUGACAGUUACAGGAACAUGGACAUACCGCAGGUGAGGUGGCUUCCCGAGAGCCUGGGACGGGUGACAGCAGAGUGGGAACGGAGGACAACGGUGGAUGCAGUACUAAGCCGAUUAUAGGGACGGAACACCAUUUACAAUCCUGAGCUGGAAACUGGUGGAGGAAAGUUCCAUACAGCUGGAGGAAGCAUACAGCGGAGCAAUCCUGCUCGCCCAUGGACGAUUCUUCCAGCGACUCCGACUACUACCUGCGGAACAGGGCGCGCCGACGAGGUCCCCUCCGGGCUACGCACACACAUGACCGAUCACGAGGAGCCGGGGAAGUGUCUGAGAAGAUUCAUAAAUUGGCGAAUACACUGCAGGACACCAGUCAUAACCUGAAGCAAGUGGACGAGAUGCUUGGUCAGUACCGGGAGUAUAACUCGGAUCAGACGGAAGCCAUUGCAACAUAUCGGCCACCUUCUCCAGUGCAUGCUGCUCGUGAUGCUGAUCCAGUGUUGCAUCUGAAAGAUACUCUGGAGCAGUCUAUAGAUCAGCUGAGGAGUCAGCGGCUGUCCCGCCUAUCCGGGGGCAGGAGUGCGUCUCUGUCCAGCUUGUGCACCGGAGACCUGGAUGCCACAGCAGUCACCGGAAACAGGCGACGGCAGCCAACCUCCCCUCUGAAGGACUACACCGAUAUCGGGAUCCAGAGACGGCGCCGGUCUCGUUCCGCCAGCGUGCGAUUUCUGGAUGAGGCGGGCAAUCCUGACCAGCUUCAUUCGCUGCAUCAGUCGCUGAGAGACCUGAGCUCAGACCAGCUGCGCCUCAAUGAUGACCUGAGCAGAGAGCUCGUCCGCAGGAACAGAGCUGAUGCGGAGACCAAGCAAGCUCUGCAGGAACUAACAGUCCGUUAUGAUGAGACCCAGCGCCAGGAAACGGCCUCGGAGCGUGUGGAACGGCGGCUGCAGCAACUGGAGCGAGAGAUGAGGACGGAGAGACAACAGGCGGACAGGCGACAGGACCAUGUGGGUCAGGUGUCCACACAGCUGCAGGAGGCAUUGAAAAAACGGGAAACGAAGUCCGAUGAAGUAGAUGCAUCGCUGAAAGACAAGCUGGGGAGGCUGGAGAAUGAGAAAUCCCAGCUGAGGGAGGAGCUGGAGAGGUAUCGGAGGCGGCUGGAUCAGACGGAGGGGAGCCGGGACACGCUGCUGUGCCAGGUGGAAGAUUUGCGCAGUCAGCUCCUGAAGUUGGAGGAGGAUCGAGGACAUUUGCAGAACCAGGUUUCCCAAAUCUCUCUGCAGAGCCAGCAUGAGUGCCGCGAGGAGGAGAGGAGAAUCCGGGCAGCUGUGGAACGGUCUGAACAGGGGAAACAGGAGCUGGAAGGCCAAAUCGCAGAGCUGCGCUCUCAGAUGAACAGGAACGCCGUCAUGUCUGAGAUAGAGGAACUGAAACGCAGCAUUGACCACAAGGACCGAGAGAAGGUUCAGCUGGCUGAGCAUCUAGAAGUUUUGACUGGAGACAUGGAGAAGAGAGAGCAACAGCAGCUGAAGAUGUUGGGGCAACUUAAGGACAUCCAGAGCCGUUAUGAGACUUGUGAGAGGGAAAGGAGACAGUUAGAAAGUCAUAACUCUGAGCUGGUGCAGCAAAUCGAGGAAGUGACACAAGAGGCUGAGAGAUGCCUGGGAGAACUCCGGGAAGCUGAGGCCCUGCGUCUGGAGGCUGAGAAGAAGAGAGAAGAUAUGAAAUCCAAAGCUCAGGAGACCGUCAAACACUGGAGGCUAAAAUGUAAAAAACUGGAGCAGGAAAUGGAGAAGAAGACGGAGACGAUGGGACUGACCUCUGAGCGCUAUACACAGGUGAUGAAAGAGAAGGAUGAAAUGAAGUGUCAGCUCCAGGCCACAGCGCAACAAGCGGAAAGUCUGCGCAAGGAGCUGGCGGAGGUGCUGGGGAGGCGGGCACAGCAGGAAGAAGAGUUACAUCUGAGACAAGUGCGACUUGCUGAGGCACAGGACCAGCAGCUGGAACUGGAGAGAGAAGUGCGCGAUUCGCAGGAAUUGGUCGGGCGGCUUCAGGGGGAGCUGCAGAGACAGGUUGGGCUACAACAGCAGCUGCAGGAGGACCGGGAGAGGCUACAGGAAGAACUACUGUCCUCCGGCCGGGCACAGGAGAAGUGUAAUGAGAGACUUCUGGAACUGCAGGAAUCCGUCAGGGAUCUGAGUGCAGAGAGGGCCGAGCUGAACAGCAAGUUGGCGCAGGAGGAGAAGAGUGGCAAAGAGCUGCGGAAGAACCUGUGCGAGGCCCAGAAACAGGCAGAGUUUGCCCGGGAAGAGCUGAAUUCGGCUGGGAGGCAGUUGAAGAUGGAGAGGGAGGUCCACCAGCGGGAGCUGACAGACCUGCGCUCCGCUGCACAGACUGCCAAAAGUAAACAUGAGCGCAACAUCCAGGAGAUGCUGACGCACUUCAGACAGGAGAGGGAGGAGCUAGAGGGCUACAUUCGCACCCUGAAGGCGGAGUUAAUUGACAACAAAUCCCUUGUGAAAUCUGAACGCCAGCGAGUGGAGAAAAUGAAGAUAGAAUGUGAUAAGCUCUCAGAAGAAGUAUUGCACGGAAGAGAGGAGAGCGCUACCUUGAGGUGCAAGUACCAGUUGGCUGUACAGAAUGCAGAUGAGAAGGACCAGCAGCUGAACUCCUUGGGGCAGAGCAUGAAGAAACUGGAAGAUGCCAAUCAAAUCCUGAAAGAGAAGCUGAGUUCUCUGGAGACGGAGCAGGAAACCAUCCUAAGUGCCAUAGAGAGUGAGAUUAACUCUGCCUGUCAGCUGCUAUCCAGAAACUCCAUGGAGAAAUUCAAAGCUGUAUCCACAGUGACCCACCUGAGGAAUGACCCUCACUACUGGCUGGCUGAGACUAAGACAAAGCUGCACUGGUUGUGUGACGAGGUGAAGGAGCGGGAGAGGAAGCUCCGUAAUCAGCACCAGCAGAGCCGGGAGCAGAUGAAGGAGCAGAAGGUGAAGUCGGAGGCUCUGUGUCAGCAGAUCACAAAACUCGAGCAGCAGGUAGAGGAUGGCCACAGGGAGAGAAAAGAUGCACUGGAAAAGAACCGUAGAAGAGAUGAGGAAAUGUGGCUUCUUCAGGACCGGAUUGUGGAUCUAGAGCGGAGUACACGGAUGGCGCUGGAUCAUCUGGAGUCUGUGCCGGAGAAGCUCGGCCUGUUGGACGAUAUGAAGGAUCUAAGUGACUCCCAUCUACAACGAGAGGUGAUGGAGGAAAGGUAUGCGCAAUACCGGGAGAUCGUCGGCUCCCUGCAGCAACAGCUGGAAGACUCCAAAUGCAGAAUCCAGGAGUACAGGGAGGAAAAAUUGAAAGCGGACGCCCACAGCGCUCGGCUAACUGCGCUGUCCUCAUCACUACGGACAAACAGCGGCUUCCUAUCCAGCUCCCUGCGCUCAGAUCCUGGCUCUCCUGUAAAGAGAGGACUGUCACCAAGCUAUGAGGGACAGCAGGACCACAAGACGAGCUUCAGACUGAGCGAGGCUGCAUCCUGACGGCAUGUACAGUAAUACCAACAAUUGCCUUAUUCACCGCACUGAGUGCUAGCUCCGGUGUCCAGCACUAUCCAUACAAGGGGUUAUUAUGCUUCUCACUGGAAACGCCAACGUCAAUGUAUUGUUUAUUAACAUUUUUAUAUGAAAACUGUAACAUCCACUGGACAGGCACAACUAGUGUGCUGCUCCCUGCAGUAUUGUCCUUUCCUUCAGUCAUACAUCGCAAGGGUUUCUGCUAAAUCGUUCUACUCAUUUUCUGAAGCCAACUGCACCCCUUCCACCCCUCUGCUGCAGCCGGAAGGCAGGUUAGACUGUCAUUACAUUGGUGCUGCACCCUGUAUAGUACUAUGCGUUCAGUCUGACGCGGAUCCACUCAAGCCUCUGGGCUAUGCAGGAAUCGGAGGUUUCCCCCGUCUUAGGCCUGAUUGGUCGCUGGGUAAGCCGCGUCACUUGCUGCAGGAUCAAAACGAUCUCCAAUCCCAUGGUAGUAAUUAUUAUGUAAGCGGCGUGUAGCGUCCAGAACGUUAAUCGCCCUUCACCAGUCGGAAGUGAAAACCAGCACUGAUAGAUUCACAACAGAUACAUUAUAUCCCCUGCUCCAGAAGGACCUGAUUGAGAAGCCUAAUACUCUGCAGGGUAAGCCAAAGACAGAAACGCAUCCCUUCUCCGCCAACGUAUUCCAAGAUUGAAGGAAUGAACAGACCAACACCGACUGAUGUCUGUGCCUCCUCCUUAUCAUGGAAGACAAACCCGCACAAUUCACAUGUCCAUAGUGGUGCAUAUGCCACUGGCUCCAAAUCAUGCCUCCUGCUGCAGAGGUUACAGAUUAUGAGGCUGGGGCUGAGCUGGGAGCAAAGCUAAGUCACGUUGCACCUGGGUAAGACCAUGCUGCGCUGCAGGAGGGGCAGAUGUAACGUGCAGUGAGAGGGGGCGUGUCCAAACUCAAAUCUAAACUGCAGUGUAAUCCUUCAGCUGCCCAGCAUGUGGGGGCUACAUUCAAAAGCAGCCAGUAUUUACCCUGCAUGCAAACAUAAAUGUGUAUUCACCCCUUGCAUUGCAGCAUGGUCUCUUCCAGAUACAAAGUGCAGAAUGGUGCGCUCCAGCUCCCACUGCACACGUUACAGGUGGGACAACUUACCUGCACAAUCCUAUAACUCUGUCCCUUACUGAUCUACCUACAGUCUUGUAUCAUGUGCCUCUUGUAUAUGUACUGACUUAUUUUGCAAAGCUGCUUGUUUAAUAUAUGAAAUAUGUUUAUAUUGUUAACUAAAUUUUUAUGUAUUUCUGUAAAUUAUUUUUUUUAACUCCCGUCUACAAAUCAUUUAAAAAAAAUAUAUAACAUUUUUUCA
Pseudophryne corroboree (corroboree frog) is the source of this 5167-nucleotide messenger RNA. RefSeq names its product centrosomal protein 128 (gene CEP128). The coding region runs from base 513 to 3818 and encodes 1101 amino acids. The record is from RefSeq and is a predicted model, not a curated record. Gene Ontology annotation, cellular component: spindle pole; centriole. NCBI's taxonomy places the organism in Eukaryota, Metazoa, Chordata, Amphibia, Anura, Myobatrachidae. The transcript has 28 exons.